Messenger RNA from Clupea harengus (Atlantic herring), 2059 nucleotides. RefSeq names its product BPI fold containing family C, like (gene bpifcl). The record is from RefSeq and is a predicted model, not a curated record. NCBI's taxonomy places the organism in Eukaryota, Metazoa, Chordata, Actinopteri, Clupeiformes, Clupeidae. Gene Ontology annotation, molecular function: lipid binding.
GUGUGGGUGAGGGUGUUCCACACUGAUAUUGUUAUCUUCAACUUCACUUCGUAUUCAGACAAACAUAAACCAAGCCUGUCUUAUCACCUAAAACUAUACACUCUGGAUGGUGCCUAUAAUAGUGUCUGAUACAUAUGUCCGAUAAAACAGUUUGAGUGUUUUGGACAGAGGCAAGUUUAGAACUUUGAAUAUGGCAAUUAAAGAAGAUCAAGAAUGAGGAAGUGUGAAUGUAAAAAAUCCCCAUGAGAAAACAAAAGACAAAAGACAAAAGACAACAGUCACCAGAUCGGAGAGCAGACUCAGACACAUAAGAAGUGACAUCGGAGCAGACAGUGAUGAUGCUUCUCCUGCUACUGCUGCUGGCUCCUCAGGCCUCUGUAGCCCAGCCUGGAGUGAAAUUAAUGAUGUCAUCUAAAGGGCUUGACUAUGUGACAAAUGUAAUCACAGGCUGGGCACAAGAGAAACUACUCACCACAGACAUUCCACAAAUUUCAGGAAAAGUGAACAUUGGAAUUGGGUCUGUUUACUAUGUCGUUUACGAUAUGAAGGUGGUUAAGGUUGAUUAUCCACAGCCAAGUGUUAAGUUUGAGGAGAACGCUGGACUCCACAUGGAACUUUGUGGACUGAGUAUAGCUGUAACAGCGGAAUGGAGAACUAAAUACGGACUCAUUAAGGAUGGAGGCACAUUGGACUUGGCGUUGUUUGAUGUUUGUGUAGAGUCACUGCUACAGCUGGGGAAAGAUGACCAAGCACGUUUAUCUGUCAGCACCCUGACAUGUAAAGCACAAGUUGGCAGAGUAUACACAAAGUUUCAUGGAGGAGCCGGCAUCCUCAUCCAAGCCUUUAUGGAUUUGUUUCCUGGCCACAUUAAGGCAAUGACUGAAAACGCAAUCUGCCCUCUUUUGGAAAAGGAAAUUGUAAACCUGGAGGGAGUUUUAGCAGCCAUGAAUGUCACCUAUCAUGUUGAUCCCAGCCUGAUCCUGAACAAUUCUCUCACAAGUGAUCCAGUCAUACAGACCUCUGACAUGGAAGUGGAUUUCAAAGGUGUUUUUUACAGUGAGUGGAACCCCAUGGAACCUCCAUUCCCUUCAAAGGACUUCAUGCUGCCAUGUGAAACAGGUCACAUGUUCACCCUGGGCAUCUCCCAGUUCUGUCUCAACUCCUAUGCCUACGCCUGCCUCACAGCUGGGCUCCUCCAGAUCAAUGUUACAGACAGCAUGAUUCCUCAAAAGUCUCCUGUGCGGCUCAAUACCAGCUAUUUUGGCCCAUUCAUCCCACAGCUGCCCAAGAUGUUCCCCAACAUGCUGAUGAAGCUCCAGGUGUUUGCCGAUGAGGCUCCAGCUGUUUCCCUCCAGAUGGACUCAUUGUCUCUGCUCUUGUCUGCAGCAGUCAAAGCCUAUGCCAUUGACAAUACCACCACCCUCCAUCCCCUGUUCACACUCAACCUGACAACUCAAUUCAGUGGCAAACUAAACAUUGCCAAUGAGAAGCUGAUGGGGAAAAUGGGGUUUGAUAACUUGACCUUAUCUCUGGCAUCAAGUGAGAUUGGGACUUUCCAGACUACGACCUUGAAGAAUGUUGCAAUCAUGGGGAUGAAGAAUGGUUUUCUUCCAAAACUGAAUGAGAUGCUUCAGAGAGGGUUUCCUCUCCCUUUGAUGAAAGGUGUGGCAUUGGUGAAGACAGUUUUGCAGGUGCAGAAGGGAUUCUUGGCUGUGUUCAGUGAUGUGCAGAUCAGCCCUCCCUUAUACACUGAGGAGGAACUUUAAGGAGAACCAAAAAGGCAUUCAAGAUAAUCCUUCAUUUCACGAUAUAGCUCAGAGUGAAGAGCGGAAGAGUACCUUUAGUAUUGUAUUAUACAAUUAUAUUGCUUUCCCAUUUCAUGAGUUUGAACUACUCUUACUCUUUCUCCAUAUCCUAAAUAUCUACACUAAUUUUCCUUGAAAAAUUGCUAAAUCAAAGCACAAAGAAUCAUGACAAAAUGUCUCAUAUUGCUGUAAUCAUGUGACAGAAAUAGCAAACAAUAAUAAAUAACCUUUGAAGCUGAUUGGUGAGAAGCAAA